UAUCUAUCUAUAUAAUCUCAAGUUCUAGAUUCUAGACACCUCUACCCACACAAAGCACAAACACAUAGUCAAAUAAAACCAAGAAUGGAGAAACAACAAGAAGAAGUGAUUCUAUUAGAUUAUUGGGCAAGCAUGUUUGGUAUGAGGGUCAGGAUUGCACUUGCUGAAAAGGGUAUUCCUUAUGAAUACAGUGAACAAGAUUUAAGGAACAAAAGUCAGCUUCUUUUGGACAUGAACCCUGUUCACAAGAAAAUCCCCAUUUUAAUCCACAAAGGGAAGCCCAUUUGUGAGUCUAGCAUAAUUGUUGAAUAUAUUGAUGAAGUUUGGAAUGAUAAAGCUCCUUUGUUUCCUUCUGAUUCUUAUGCUAAAGCUUCUGCUAGGUUUUGGGCUAACUUUAUUGACACCAAGUUAUACCAAAUUGGGAGGAAUUUGUGCACGUUAAAAGGUGAAGAACACGAAGCAUCUAAGAACGAAUUCAUAGAUUGCCUUAAAUUGCUUGAAGGAGAGCUUGGCGACAAGCCCUACUUUGGAGGUGACAAUUUCGGGUACCUUGAUGUGUCUUUAAUCCCAUUUUAUUCAUGGUUUCAAGCGUAUGAAACCUAUGGGAAAAUCGACUUUGAACAAGAAUGCCCAAAACUGAUGAAUUGGGCCAAAAGAUGCAUUAAGAACAAGGAGAGUGUGUCUAACACUCUUCCUGAUAUGCAGGAGAUCUUGGCUUUUGUUCGGAGGAUGAGGAAAAUAUUUGGAAUCGAUGACUAGAACUCACAGCGAUGGAGAAAUAUUACUCGCAUGUUUUUUUCUUAGAAUAAAGAUUGCUGUACUAACAAUAGUAGUGUUAUUUUCGUAUGUAAUUCUAAUUUCUAUGCUUA
Erigeron canadensis is the source of this 869-nucleotide messenger RNA. Its product is annotated as probable glutathione S-transferase. The coding region runs from base 85 to 759 and encodes 224 amino acids. Gene Ontology annotation, biological process: glutathione metabolic process. Gene Ontology annotation, molecular function: glutathione transferase activity. Gene Ontology annotation, cellular component: cytoplasm. The record is from RefSeq and is a predicted model, not a curated record. The transcript has 2 exons. Lineage: Eukaryota; Viridiplantae; Streptophyta; Magnoliopsida; Asterales; Asteraceae.